AUGAAUUUCAAUUGUCUUCAGGAAGUAUUCAAUCCUGUUGAUGAAAUUAAAAAAAUGUUAGAAGGAGAGUAUAAAGUAACAAUUUCAGAUGGAAAUAAAAAUAAAUUAUAUGAGACAAUUUUACCAAAUGAAGAAGCUGAAGAUUCUUAUAGUGAGAAUGAUAGUGAUAUCGAUUAUGAUGAAGAAAGUAAACAAAAGGAUAAAAAUGAUUUUUCUAUAGAAACUCAUGAUAAAGAUAACAAUAUAAGAAAGAAUUGGCCAUUUCAAGAUGAAGACAACGAAAACUCGGAUUCUCUAUUAAACAGAUAUUUAAGUUCCGAAGAAUUCAAUGAAUUCAAAGAGGAGGAGAAUGAACAAAUUUUAUUAAAUGAACAAACUGCAACAAUAAGUGGAGUAACUGCUCAAAAUUCAAAUAUAAGACAAAAUGAAACAAUAAGUGGAGUUUCUCCUCCAAACACAAAUCAAAGACAAAAUGCAACAAUAAAUGCAGUUUCAUUUCCAAACACAAAUCAAAGACAAAAUGCAACAAUAAAUGCA
Messenger RNA from Trichomonas vaginalis G3, 537 nucleotides. RefSeq lists its product as uncharacterized. The record is from RefSeq and is a predicted model, not a curated record. Lineage: Eukaryota; Parabasalia; Trichomonadida; Trichomonadidae. The annotation marks the transcript as partial. The transcript has a single exon.